Molecule: messenger RNA, 4354 nt
Organism: Bursaphelenchus okinawaensis
Lineage: Eukaryota; Metazoa; Nematoda; Chromadorea; Rhabditida; Aphelenchoididae
Source: the annotation of a GenBank genome assembly
AUGUCUGAAACAGUAGUUUCGGCUACAAUAAACUCUCUUGGGUACUUGGAACACGGUGUAUAUCAACCAGAACCUGAUUGUCUUGGUAAGUUAAAGUUGAUUUUGCUUUUUUUUACUAAAAAGUAUUAUUUCAACGGACAUAUACUUUAAUUUUAGCGGGUAUUCACGAUCUGAUUAGGUUUUUGCAUGGAGAUACGGAAGAACAUUCGGCUCGAAGACAAUGUUUAGCUCAAAAUUUGUUGAAGAACGACUUGGUGCCGUUGAUGGCUAGUUCGGACAUUAAUGACGAAGACUUUUCAUUAGUUUUGAGGUUAGUUUAUCUUGUUUUAUAUUGUUUUAGAUGGGCGUCGAACAUGGAACAAUGUUAACUUGUUAUUUACAAUUUUGUUACUGUUUUCUAUUGUUUUACUUUUUAGAUCAAUUUUAGGAGUUUUCAUUUAUUUUUGGACUUUUAGAUUAGCCUUGAAUCUGGUUCAACCAGCAUUAGCUGUGUUUCAGUUCCGAUUACCGGAAACUGAUGAAGACAAGUUGACAUACAGCACGCUAGAUGAACUACUUGUUGCUAAUAUUAAUGCUUUUUGUUUUAGAAAGUUGUUUGAGAAGUUUAACAAUAAGAUCAAGGCUUAUUAUAAUGUGGUAAGUGAUGAAUUAAUAUCAUAAUUUAUUUGUUUAUGUGUGGAAAUAUAACAUUUGGUUUUGGGUACAAAAGUUUGCUUAAGUAUUUUUAUGUUGUUUUUAUAAACGAAUUCUUUAUAUGUUUUAGGAUGCAUUGGAACGUCGAGAAACGGACAAAAUUGUUGUUGAUAGAAUAAUAAUGUUGAUCAGGUGUGUUUUUUCGAUUGGCAUGGAAGGACCAAAAUGUACUGAGGUAGUUUUUAAAUUUUUGUUUUAAUUUGUUUAGGUAGAAGUUUUUAAGAUUUUCAUAACUUUUUACCCGUCUAUGAUUAAAAAUCUUCAGAUAUCAUUUGUGAAUGUCAAGUCUAAGAGGAACAUGGUUGAUGCUUUUUUAAGCUCAGGAAUUGGUGAGACACUGUUUACUGUGACUCGAAACAAAAUGGAAAGGGAGCUUCUGGUUCACAUUCUGGCUAUCAUUUCAUUGUUGUUCCGUAGUUUCGUAAGUAUGCAUUGUGACUAAUAUCUUGUGUUUGUAGCCGUGUGAGAGCAUUGCUGUGAUUGAGGAAGAUGAGAGUACUCGGUUAGAAAAAGAUGAGGAAUUGAAGGCUAAGAUUGAUCUUCAGGUCAAUAGAUUGGCUUUGAAAAGGUAAUUUAAGGUUGUUUGGAGUUUUUGUUUAAAGCUGAUAUAAUGUUAAAUCAUUUGUUAAUUUCUAUACAUUUUUUGCUUUGUUUUUCGAUUUUAAAGAUGUAUAUGAUGAUUCAAAUUCUUUAGACGACAUUCGCAUAUUAGGCAAUUGGGAAGCAACUAUGUGGUUAAAAACGCUGCUUUGAACAAAAAUAAUGAUUUAUUGGUUCAGAAGUAAGUGCUUGAUGAAAAUUGUUGUCUAUUAUAUGUGAUUUUGCAAUUUUUAAUUUGUAAUUAAAAAAUAAUUUUGAAAAAUAUUUUUUUAAAAUUUAUUUUGCUUUCAGACCUUUAGCUGGGGACCCAUUGGAGCUUAUAAAACGUCGAAAACAUUCGAAAGGGGCACCAAAAAGACAAUGUGUUAGAAACUUGGUAGAGUCUGUAUUCAAAGAAAACAGAAUUGUCGAAAGAGGAUUAGCUCAGAAGGUCAGAGACUUUUGUGUCAGUAUGAUUAAUACUGUAUUUGAUAAGUUGAUGGCUUCGACAAGAGAUUCAGUAAGUUUUACAGAAUUCAGUACGUAUUAGAGUUUAUACUUUAGAUUGAUGUUUUGACUACGGUAAACUGAUGAUCUUAUAUUGAAAAACUGUUAAAAGUGUUGUACAAUGAAUCAUCACACUUUAUGAUGUUUUACAUGAUUAAUUUUAGGCGUUCUCUAGUAACAGACAAGGGUUAAUGAUCUACAAUGAUGUCAAUUACUUUUCACUUGCUUCCUUUGUAAUCGAAUUUAUUCGACUGUCUCGUUUACCAUUAGAAAAGGUUUGUUUUUAAUUUGAAAGUCAGACAAAAUGCUCUUUAUAAUAUAUUUUAGGUAAAGAAGUUUUAUAUCUUUAAAUAUUAUUUAAAAAUUUAAGUCUGAUAUAAAUAUAAACUUAAGGUUAUGGUUAAGACAAUUUGCUAUAGUAUACGUCUUAUUUUAUUUUUAGGUAUCAUUCGUUUUGUCUAAAAACUUCUUCAAUCACAUCAUAUCGCAAUCGGACAAUUAUUUGGACAGCUUUAAAACGGACAAAGCGAAUGCGAAGUUAUUGACGUUGAGGCUGCAAUAUUCAGUAGGAACGUUCAAGGAAGUAUGUCAUAUGUAAGUUGUGUAUCCUAUUUUUAUUGUUCACCUUUUAGGUUGUAUACGAUAUCAAAGUCUACAGACGAAAAGGAAAAAGCAUCGUACGAUGAAGUUUGUAAUUAUGUGUAUGAUCAAGAAGAAUAUCGAGAGUUUUGCUAUCACUGUUUGGCGGCUUUACAUGUAGGUUUGCAUAUUUAAGCGUUUUUCUUGUGUUAAAAUAUAAUUUUUUUAAUGGUAAAGUAUUUUAAGCACGUCAAAGGACAAGGGAAAAACUAUAUAAAGGAAGUGGCUUUCAUAUUUUUUUAGGUUUUAUAGGUAGUGAUUACAUGUCAUUUAUAGGCUCAAACCAUGACAACCAAGUUGUUGACUGACAUGGUACUGGGAACCCACUUCUUCUUGGCUGUCAUGGAGAAACGUUACAAACAAGGUCAUUUGGAUACGGUGGAAAAGAAGAAAAAGAAACGAAAACCAAAGAAGGCAAAGAAAAAGAAGAAGAAAGAAGAGGAAAAAAGUUUGAAUAUGUUCAGCUACCAGAAGAAGAAUUAAGGGAAAUAUGGGAUGGAUUCAAAGAUGAGUUACUGGAAUGUGUUAAAGGGGAGAUUGAGCCAACAGAGGGACUGAUUCCAAUUGAUACUGCGCUUAAAGUGGACGAUGAAACUCAUCAGUAAGACAAUUUCUUAAAUGGAGAACGAAGUUUUCGUUUAAGCAAUGAAAUUUCAAUUGUUCUUAUUACCUAUUUUUGUUAAAUUAGCUCAGAAAUCUUGGGUAACAAAUAUUAAAGGCCGUUUUCGAUGUUUUAAAUCAAUCUUUAUAGGAUUUUUGCGUUGUGCCAAGUCCAAGAAGCUCUGCGAGAUCGACGUCUUCUAGAUGCUGUUGGUCUUUUCAAUGCAUCUCGAGAUCUAUGGCCCGACAGUGCCUUUGGUAGCAUUUCAUCCACCCCAGAAGAGCUAAUGGAAAUGGUCAACGAAAUAUUUACAGUCGAUUUGCGAGACGAAGCUAAAAAGUAUUACGACGAGAGAGCAAAAAUCUACGACGAUAAGCAGGAGGAAGAAAACGUCGGACCUUCGGUGAGCGACGACGAAGAAGAAAAGGAAAAGGGCGUAGAUAAUGAUUCAGAAGAAUUCGAAUUCGCCCAAAUUGUUUUUCAAUUUAACGACUAUGUGGCCAACUUUGCAAAACGCGAUAUAAUACAAUGGUAAGGCGGGAGGUGGCUUUUUUAUUGUUAACAUGGUUUAUGGUGUUUAAAUAAGGUUAAUAAGGUCGAAAAAGUGUUUUAAAAAAAUGGGGUAUGUAAACUUAUUUAAAAUUGUAAAAUACUUUAUCUAGAGGGUCAAAAAGUAAGUAGAAAACUGAAUGUGGUUAUAGUUUGGUCAAAAAAGAACCAUAAAAGCUUUUUGGGGUAAAUUAACCUUGUUACUAUUGAUAAAUCUUGUUUUUGCGGCUGUUUUAUGCAGUUUUUUGUAAGUUUUAUGUUUUAGGUACAUUUUCCUAUUACGAAGGUAUGAAACGAAUUCAGACGAAUUAAACAAAGCAUGUCUGAAGAUGCUGCAUAGGAUAUCUUUUGAUUUGGACAGUCAUGCUCGUCUAUACAUGGUAUGUUAUUAUAUUUUUUUGAGGUUUUUAAUUUUUAGGACAACCUUUUAGUUUAUUGCGAUAGAAAGGUUGAAAAUGCAUUUUAUAGUUUAUAAAAGUUUACUGCUUUUUCGAAUAUAAAAAAAUUAAAAUUAUUUUGAUGGGGAACGUAUUUUAUCCUAUUUUUUAACAAUUUUUAAUUAUUCAGGCAUCCCUAUUCAACAUCUUUCUCGACGUUUACCACGAAUUCAAAACCACCCCCAAAGAACAGUGGAAAACGCACAGGCAUUUUGAAAUUUACCAGUUCGGCUACUUUCUGAUCAAACACUUCUUCAAACACUGGGAGAUGAAGGGCGAACGCCUGAUUGCGGAGCUGUUGUUUUUUAAGAAUGCGCAGGAAUGCUUUGACAUACAAAAUUCGGACUGA